UGGCAUGCUGGGAAGUGUAGUUCAUGUACUAUAUGCAAUGCUUUCAGAAGGAGACAGGCGAGACGAAAGAGCUAGUGUGAGCUGCUGUCAGAGGCAAUGAGAUAAACAAUCACAGAAACACACAGAGCUGCACUGUACCUGCUGUUGAGAUGGCAUCAGAUAAUGAUGAAGGUGAGAAGAAGGAAUCCCCCCCUGAGGAGCAGAAAGAAUGGAAGUUACUGCUCUCCUAUCUCUGCUUCUAUGGUUUCAUGACACAGAUGCGACCUGGGGAAAGCUUCAUAACCCCAUAUUUACUGAGCCCAGAAAGGAACUUCACUAAAGAACAGGUAACCAAUGAGAUCAUUCCUGUUCUAAGUUAUUCGUACAUGGCAGUAUUGGUGCCAGUCUUCCUUCUUACAGACUACCUGCGUUAUACCCCCGUUUUGGUAUUACAAAGUUUAAGUCACAUCUCAGUAUGGUUACUGCUUAUAUUUGGCUUAGAUGUAAUUGCCAUGCAAUUUAUGGAGUUCUUUUAUGGAAUUACUAUGGCGGCUCGUGUGGCCUACUCCUCAUAUAUAUUUUCGCUAGUGACCCCAUCCAAGUAUCAGCGUGCGGCUGGUUACUCACGUUCUGCUGUUCUUUUUGGGGUUUUCACAAGUUCAGUUCUUGGGCAACUCUGUUUGACUCUGGCUGGUGUUCCUUUCCAGACUCUAAAUUAUAUCUCUUUGGGCUUUAUGGUGUUUGGAUUAGUUCUUACCUUUUUUCUUCGGCGCCCCAAACGGAGCCUCUUUUUUAAUAAGAAUUUUUCAGAAAAGGUUAUACAACAGAAUGAACUGCAAAAGAUGAACCCUGAACCAAAGGCAGGGGGCGGACUGUGCCCUAGAUGGAAGAACUCUGUGUUUAUCCGCAUGUUGCUGGAACUGAAAUUAAUAAUACGUCAACCCCAGCUGAGAUUAUGGUCCCUUUGGUGGAUUUUUAACUCUGCCGGCUACUAUUUGAUGUUGUAUUAUGUGCAGAUUUUGUGGAAAGAGGUCUAUCCUACCACCGACAACCGGAAAAUAUACAAUGGAGGCGUUGAUGCAGCUUCUACCCUCCUUGGAGCCAUUACCUCGUUUGCUGCAGGAUAUGUGAAGAUUCGCUGGAGUUUUUGGUCUGAGUUUGUCAUCGGACUAAUUACUGCUUUUCAGGCUGGGCUUCUUCUGCUUAUGAACACCACCAGCAAUAUCUGGGUUUGCUACAUAGCGUAUGUCCUGUUCAGGGGCUCCUAUCAAUUCCUGGUACCCAUUGCCAUUUUCCAGAUUGCAAGCUCUCUGUCCAAGGAGCUGUGUGCUCUGGUGUUUGGCGUUAAUACAUUCUUUGCCACAGUCCUGAAAUCAAUAAUUACUAUCAUCAUCUCUGACAAGAGGGGACUGGCCCUAUCUGUACAACCUCAGUUUUAUGUAUACUUUGCAUAUUUCACACUGCUGGCUGUGCUUUACCUAGGAGCUUCUAUUUUUGUCAUGGUCACACACAAAAAAGAAAACCCUGAGAUUCCCCCUGACGUGAAGGCCAGUGAGUUGGAGACCAUCACCACCAGCAGAUCAGCUGAUGAAUCCCGUGCUUGACUGAUGCUGUGGGAAAAUAGAGGCAAAUCCUGAUGUUAUCUCUUGAUGAAGCCUAUGUAUGUCUGGUACAGCAGACUAGUUGUAGGCAUAGCUUUAAAUAUAGGACAUCAACCAUUUACAACAUCAGAGUGACUUAAAAGAAGACUCAGGCACAGUAGGCUGUAAGACAAAUGCAAGAGGAGGGUUUAUAAUCAUAUUUGAUAAGAUAUGGAUUGCAGGUCCAUCUAUGCGCAUGAACACUCUUUCAUACAAAUCAACAAGCAUUCCUUCAGGCCAGAGAGAGUUUUCUUUUAGAACUGAUGAGUGUUGAUUGACAUCAGAGUGUUCCUUCAGAUCACAGAGUGUUCCAACAGAUGAAGGUUCCUUCAAAUCACAUGUGAACAGAUGAGAGAACAUAUGGACAUUCCUAAAUAUUAUACCAUAGAUUGAUGCAAACAUAAUAUCAGUUAACAGACAGCACUCGUUCAGACCACAUACAAAUUCACUUAUUCGGAGGAGCACUUAUUUAGAUUACAACCAACCAUUUCGAUUACAACCAACAUUUAUUUGACAGCAAAUAAUUAAAUGACACCAUACCAUCACCAAACAAUUUCAUAUUAUUAUAGAUUACAAGAGAAUUUUCCCUUUAGACAAGGCUUUGUUCUUUUUUAGGUCACAUGAAAAAGUCUUUAUGUACAUGAGCAAAUGUACAUUCAGAUCAGAAACAAUAUUUAAAUCGCAUAACACAGAUAAAGUGCUUUUUGCUUGAGUGUUUCUUCAGAUGAGUGUAGCUUAAGUGAAAACGUUUUUUUUUCCCUUCUUCAUAUCACAGUAGUGCUUAUUUAGAUCAUAUGACACUGUUCCUUCAGGUCAAAUGAUAAAAUGGCUUCAUGUGAUUGAGCAAUUCUCCAAAUAAUGUAAGACCUUGUUUCAUACAACUUAUGCAGUCUACAGGAAAAAUGAAUCAAGUGAAUGAGAAAAUGUUAAGCGUCACAAAGUGGAUGCUGACUCUAUGCAAAGACAUAAGAUAAUAAUAAAAAAUAAAAGUGCACUUAUAAAUGCAAAGUAGCUGUGUGUGAACUUGAUGCCAGGCAAUGUUAUGAUAACCAUUGCCCGUUGCCUGGAAGCUUGAGAUAUGAGACAUACAAAAAUGUGCCUAUGAAAUGUGACAUUAUCUGCUCUCUGUGCCAAUUAGAAGUGUUUACUUAUAUUCUUUACAACUCAGAAUAGUAUCAGUGAUUACCUAUGAUUUCUUUAGGGCUGUAUCAUGAUUACAUGUGUUCUUAGUCUUACAAAGCUGGGAUAAACUGAGGUUUGUGGCUGAUAGCAUUGUGAUUCACUUUGUUGUGUGCCUGGCUGCCUUAUAGAAAACACAAUGUUAAAGUUCUCAGAUGCACAACUGCCUGGAUUUUUUUAUAAUGAAGAAUUCCCUUUAAAGGGACAAUCACUGUUGUUUUUAAUAUAUAGUUUCUAAAUCUGCAUACUUUAUUCUUCAGAUUAAAACUUCUGAAAAUGUAAAAUAAAAAAAAAAAUUUUUUGAA
This is a messenger RNA of Bombina bombina (fire-bellied toad), 3103 nucleotides long. RefSeq names its product solute carrier family 19 member 1 (gene SLC19A1). Gene Ontology annotation, molecular function: folic acid binding; folate:monoatomic anion antiporter activity. Lineage: Eukaryota; Metazoa; Chordata; Amphibia; Anura; Bombinatoridae. The coding region runs from base 150 to 1583 and encodes 477 amino acids. Gene Ontology annotation, biological process: folate transmembrane transport. Gene Ontology annotation, cellular component: plasma membrane; apical plasma membrane; basolateral plasma membrane. The record is from RefSeq and is a predicted model, not a curated record. The transcript is spliced from 6 exons.